This is a messenger RNA of Cricetulus griseus (Chinese hamster), 666 nucleotides long. The record is from RefSeq and is a predicted model, not a curated record. Lineage: Eukaryota; Metazoa; Chordata; Mammalia; Rodentia; Cricetidae.
GGUGUGCCAGGUGGAAACCCAGCGACCAGUGCUCAGAUUGUCAUUGUGAACAUCUGUAGACAGCUGCCUCCUGCCAAACGGGAAAGACUUGACGUGUCCCCCCAUCUGCUUCUUUUGAACAAGUGCCUUUCAUCUCCCUGGUUUGGUGGCCUGCUCCAGGAGUAAUCCACUCUGCUGCCAGCAUGCCCACCCAGCUGGAGAUGGCCAUGGAUACGAUGAUUAGGAUCUUCCACCGGUACUCUUGCAAAGAAGGGGACAGGUUCAAGCUCAAUAAAGGGGAACUGAAGAUGCUAUUACAGCGGGAGCUCACAGAAUUCCUCACGUGCCAAAAGGAUCCCCAGUUGGUGGAUAAGAUAAUGCAGGACCUGGACGCCAAUAAGGACAACGAAGUGGAUUUUAAUGAAUUUGUGGUCAUGGUGGCAGCUCUGACAGUUGCUUGUAAUGAUUAUUUUGUAGAGCAACUAAAGAAGAAAGGCAAAUAAAGAUGACUAGCAAGCGAAUGAAAGGCAGAAAUAGAUCCAAAGUUCUGUACCUACUGUGAGUCUAUAUCCUUCCUAUUUAGAGACACAGUGAUAUGACUUAUAGAUAUUAUAUAUGUAUACUUAUUAGCAUUAAUUAAAUUAGAUUCAUCUUAUACAAAUAUUCUAGAUCUAUGCCCUCUUUGAA